Symbiodinium natans is the source of this 302-nucleotide messenger RNA. NCBI's taxonomy places the organism in Eukaryota, Dinophyceae, Suessiales, Symbiodiniaceae. The record is from the annotation of a GenBank genome assembly.
GCCCUUACUGCCACACGGAGAUCACAGUGCCCGCGCGGCACCACCAGCGUCCACGAAAAAACGCCCGCCUGCGAUUGAAGAGGACGCUGGACAGUCUUCUACAAGACUUCGAAAGGUCUCCGGAGCGCGUGCACGAUGAGCUUCAGGCCUGGACAGCGCGCAGCCACUACGCACGCAACAUCCUCGCAGGUUACUUCGAGCAGCGUCCUGACAGCCCUCGUGCGGAUCCACCACCAAGCGCACCCACCUUCGACGAGGACUUCAUGACAACACUACUGAGUGGGGGGACGAUCUCCCUGUAA